UGCGCUUAAUCAACGGAGAAUUGGAGAACUACAUCAAGUAAAACGAUCGAAGUUGAUCAAUUAGUAAAGUCGCCAGAGAUAUGAUUUUUGAAAUUCAUUAGUUUUUGUUAAAUUUUCAGUUUCUCACACACAUAUGUCAUUUGUAUCUGCGGAUAGUUUUUUGUAGCAGUAGUGUGUCUUUCAUUUUAAUUUAUUUUGUUAAUCCGAAAUACAAUCCAUCAUGAGUCGCGUCAGGACAAAGACAGUCAAAAAGGCCGCAAAACUCAUCAUCGAGAAAUAUUAUACCCGAUUGACCAAUGAUUUCCAUACAAAUAAAAGAAUAUGCGAAGAAAUUGCUAUCAUCCCUAGUAAAUCUCUGAGAAAUAAAAUCGCUGGAUUUGUCACACACUUGAUGAAGCGUCUUAGACACAGCCAAGUACGUGGUAUUUCCAUCAAACUCCAAGAAGAAGAAAGGGAACGCAGGGAUAACUAUGUCCCUGAGGUGUCUGCUUUGGAGCAUGAUAUCAUCGAAAUUGAUCCAGAAACUAAAGAAAUGUUACAAAUGCUUGGUUUCAACAACAUCCCAGGCCUUCAACUAACGCAGUCACAAUUACCACCAUAUAGCAGACGUUCUUAAAGUUUAUUUUAUUAUAUUAAAUAAGAUUAUUAACAUUGCACUUUUCAGUAAAACUACAAGUUGACAUUCU
Molecule: messenger RNA, 686 nt
Organism: Frieseomelitta varia
Lineage: Eukaryota; Metazoa; Arthropoda; Insecta; Hymenoptera; Apidae
Product: 40S ribosomal protein S17-like
Exons: 3
Coding region: 221-616 (131 amino acids)
Biological process (GO): translation
Cellular component (GO): ribosome
Molecular function (GO): structural constituent of ribosome
Source: RefSeq, a predicted model, not a curated record